Molecule: messenger RNA, 3149 nt
Organism: Suncus etruscus (white-toothed pygmy shrew)
Lineage: Eukaryota; Metazoa; Chordata; Mammalia; Eulipotyphla; Soricidae
Gene: NIPAL3
Product: NIPA like domain containing 3
Exons: 12
Coding region: 326-1546 (406 amino acids)
Biological process (GO): magnesium ion transport
Cellular component (GO): membrane
Molecular function (GO): magnesium ion transmembrane transporter activity
Source: RefSeq, a predicted model, not a curated record
AGGCUGUGCCUCUGCCUCUGCCUCGGGGGUUGCCUGAAGUCCCCAAACCUUUGCUAGGUGAGCCUGAGAGGAAACGCCACCGAAAGGAUCAGAAAACCUACGUUGUCAGCUUCGAAGAGACAAAUUGGCACUUCUCUGAUUGAAGAUGAAAAAAAGGUUAUAAGUCAGGCAAAACAACGUGAAAAACUGUUUAGGUGAGAGGACUCAAUGGCUGGUGGGAGGUGGUAAGCAUCACGAAGAAAGAUGGCCUCCAGCCUUGGUGCUGCUUAGCAACCGUGUGUGCCCCUACUGAGCCAGGCCUAGUGGGAUGUGCUAUUAAUCAACCAUGGACGGAGUCCGCAAGACAGCCCUGCAGCUCCAGCAGCUCCCACCUACAAGCAGUGCCGACCCCAUGAACAAGGGCUCUUUCUCUUACAAGGAAAACUUGAUUGGUGCCCUCUUGGCGAUUUUUGGGCACCUUGUCGUCAGCAUUGCACUUAACCUCCAGAAGUACUGCCACAUCCGCCUGGCAGGCUCCAAGGACCACCGAGUCUAUUUCAAGACCAAGACAUGGUGGCUGGGUCUGCUCCUGAUGCUGCUGGGCGAGCUUACCGUGUUUGCCUCCUAUGCCUUUGCUCCACUCUCGCUGAUCGUCCCCCUCAGUGCUGUUUCUGUGAUAGCUAGUGCCAUCAUAGGAAUCAUAUUCAUCAAGGAAAAAUGGAAACUUAAAGACUUUCUGAGACGCUACAUCACAUGCUUUGUUGGCUGUGGCUUGACUAUUGUAGGCACCUACUUGCUGGUGACAUUUGCACCCAACAAUCACGAGAAGAUGACAGGCGAGAACAUCACCAAGCACCUCGUGAGCUGGCCUUUUCUCUUGUACAUGCUUGUGGAGAUUGUCCUCUUCUGCUUGCUGCUAUACUUCUAUAAAGAGAAGAAGGUCAACAAUAUCAUUGUGAUUCUCCUCUUGGUGGCAUUACUUGGAUCCAUGACGGUGGUGACAGUGAAGGCCGUGGCUGGAAUGCUGGUCUUGUCCAUACAGGGGAACCUGCAGCUGGACUACCCCAUCUUCUAUGUGAUGUUUGUCUGCAUGGUGGCAACUGCCAUCUAUCAAGCCUCGUUUCUGAGUCAAGCUUCACAGAUGUACGACUCUUCGUUGGUUGCCAGUGUGGGCUAUGUUCUAUCCACAACUUUGGCUAUCACAGCAGGUGCUGUCUUUUACCUGGACUUUCUUGGGGAGGAUGUACUGCACAUCUGCAUGUUUGCACUGGGGUGCCUCAUCGCAUUCUUGGGUGUCUUCUUAAUCACUCGUAACAGGAAGAAGGCUGUUUCAUUUGAACCCUACAUUUCCAUGGAUGCUAUGCCAGGUAUGCAAAAUAUGCAUGACAAGGGGAUGACAGUCCAGCCUGACCUCAAAGCUUCUUUUUCCUAUGGGGCUCUGGAAAACAACGACAAUGUUUCUGAGAUCUACGCGCCUGCCACACUGCCCGUCAUGCAAGAACAACACAGCUCCCGAAGUGCUUCUGGGUUUCCCUACAGAGUCCUGGAACACACCAAGAAAGAGUGAGCCCAGUCUGAAGAAGACAUCCUUCCCCGCCAUUUAUAACUGCCUAAGCCUUGUGACAAGUGGUUAAACCCUGAACUCUAACCUUGCCUUUCAAAUCUUAAUUUUUUUUAAAAUCAAGUACUAUAUGGACAGAGAUCAUGCCAAGCCUUUGCCUUGGAAAUUUCAGAUAAUGAGGAAGGGGGUUAGAGGUAGAGGGCUGAGAGCAGUGUUUGGUAUGGAGUUGGAACUCUGCCUGAGCCAAAUUGGGAAAGCCUUACUUAUCAUUUUUGCAGAUGAUAACUGAGCUUCCCAACUAGUGACCAAAGGUUGCCACAUUCCUUAGCGCUAAAAGUUGGGUAGAGAUUCUGCUCUUACUUUCCAAAUCCAGUGAAAGACUGGAGGCCUCAAGAUAUAAUCUCCCCCCGCACCUACCCCAAGCAGGUCUGUCCUAUGCCCUCUCACUCAGUUUCGUAUCUGUGCUUGCUCUCUGUCACUUUUCUGUGGCAAGACAGGCCAAAGUUAGAGGGGGAGAAUCUAUUACUCCUCGGCAGGAAAAUGCACAUCUGCCUCUGAUUGUGCCCUUCAGAUAAAAAAAAAAAAAUGUGCCUGAUGUGUGUGCCUGGGCCCUUCUCCAAAACUAGAUGGAUUUUUGGUUUUGUGAACUACUUGUUCAAUUUUUAUCCCCAGAAAGAACUAAGAAAUUAUGAUCUGAGGGGGAAACAUGAAGGACAAAAGCAGAAGUGAUGAGACAUUGGCCCACCUGGAAGAAAAAUCACUUUUUACAAAAGGUGAUUUGUAUCACUUAUAAAAGGAUUGACAGAAAACCUGGCAGUUGUAUGUUUUCCUGCAUGUGAAUAUCCUCUGGAAGAUUGGGCUUGCUCAUUUCAGAGACUUACCUCUCCUUUAGCCUCUUCUUUCUAGAGAGACAGCUCAGCCUGAUUUAUUGGUUAAUGUCUUUGGAGUCCAUGGAGACCCUUUGUACCUCUGACCCAUACAUAAGCCUCUCAGAAAAGCAAGAAUUCCCAGAAAUAGGGCUGCUUUCUUUCUGGCUGUAUAUGUGCUUAUUUUCCUGUAGCCUCACUGUCUAUUUUUGAGAAUGGCAGGUAAAGUUUUCAAACUUGAAUCUGCAUAAGGAUCCCGUAAGGAGGUUAUUUAUAAAUGCAUACUCCUACAAACUCACUUCAUUUUCUCAGAGACUGGGGUGGGACUUGAGUCUAUUGGCAUAGGUGAUUCUGAAGGAGGCAAUCCAAGGAUCAUGCUCCUUGAAGCCUAACAACAAAAAGAUAUGCUUAGCUCAUCUUCUAGGGGCCAGUCCAUCCCUGCCACAACGAAAUUAUUAUUGUUUUCUCUCUGGGGUUCAUUUAACAGGUCAGUAACCCCCAUAGGAUCUGAGACAUUUUUCCAUCCUGUGAUUACUUAGAUCUAUGCUUAUUGCUUCCUUAAGCAGCCUUUAACUCACAGGCACGAUAACAGUGUUAAUAACCAGUGUUGAUAGAUCGUUAAUUUUUAUGGGUUAUACUUAAUAUUGAUUUAGUACCUUGACUUCCAAAACUGACAUAUGUUGGCUGUGAUAACCACUUCUGUAUUGUCUCAACCACUUCUGUAUUGUGUUUUAUAUGGCUAA